CGUAUAUAAAAUCAAAUUCAAUUAACAUUAUUCCUUCAUCUUAUUGAGCAAAAGUAAAUGUCAUAUCAUAAAUGCAAAAUAUAAGGAAAAUAGAUUGAAGUUAGUAUAGAAUAAAAGCCUUGUCAUGAGACGCCACACAAAGAUUAUUAGACAUGGACAUUUCAAACACAGAAAUGGAACAAAAUCACAUAGAACAUCGGAAUAAUGGAACGUUACACGACCAUGAGCCAAUACAGAAUGGUUGGGUGAAGUUGAAUAUAGGUGGGACGCUGUAUAUGACAACAAGAGCAACUUUAUGCCGAGAUCACAAGUCAUUUUUAUACAGACUCUGUCAAGAUGAUCCACACUUGAAUUCAGAUAAGGAUGAGACUGGUGCCUACUUAAUUGACCGAGACCCCACCUAUUUUAGUCCAGUAUUAAACUACCUUAGACAUGGCAAACUAAUAAUUAAUAAAGGUUUAGCUGAGGAAGGUGUACUAGAGGAAGCAGAAUUUUAUAAUAUAACAGACCUUAUAAAACUAGUGAAGAGGCGGAUUGAAGAAAGAGACAAUGCUGAGAACCAACCCCAUGUGAAGCAUGUAUAUCGUGUUCUCUCAUGUUUAGAGACAGAACUCACCACUACAGUAUCCUCCAUCUCAGAUGGCUGGAAGUUUGAACAGCUUGUAAAUAUUGGUUCAUCGUAUAACUACAGAUCAGAAGAUGAGGCAGAAUUCCUAUGUGUUGUGUCUAAAGAAUGUCCCAAUGUAUCAAAUCAUGAUGACCUCCCAACAGAUAAAGCUAAGGUAUUACAACAAAAGGGCUCAAGGAUGUGACAAAACCUCAGAGCCAU
Molecule: messenger RNA, 829 nt
Organism: Owenia fusiformis
Lineage: Eukaryota; Metazoa; Annelida; Polychaeta; Sabellida; Oweniidae
Source: the annotation of a GenBank genome assembly